AUGCAAGGAGCUGCGCAAUCUCUGAGAGCCAGGAAGGCUGCUGAAAAGAAGGCGGCUAAGGAAAAAGCCGUUUUGGAGGCAAAUUUCAGACCUCCUACUCCUCCCGAGGCCGGUCUUGAAGUCGUCGGCGUCGAGGCGACCAAUGAAGCUCGGGAUAUGGUUUCGAUCAUGCCCGAGGCGGCUGGGCGAGUCUCUCCUCCGACCGGUAUCCCCGAGGUGGCCGGGACCUCGGCUAUUGUCGCUCUGGGUGCCGAGGUGAAAACUAAGGCGAAGGUUAAGAGGCCCCGAGGUGAUAGCUCGGGAAGUCGUAGGAAAGAGAAGAGGAGUCGCAACGAGGCUCCCAUCUACAAGGAUAAGAUGGCAUCUGCUAAUCUUAUCGCUUCUUGCUCGGGUCCGACCCUAGCUGCGCCCGAAGCUUUGCUGGAGGCUGAAAAUUACCGCGAGACUGCUGCGGGAUUUCUGAAGGCUUUCCAUUCGAUGAACCGCAUGGUUCGAGCCUACGACUCCUCGAACCGUAGAUACGAGACUUCCCGAGCCGAGGCGGAGGUAAGAAUUGCUGGGGCCGAUGCCAAGAUGGUCGAGGCAGAGGCCAAGAUUGCCGAGGCGGCGACUAAGGUUGCCGAGGCGGAUGAAGCCAGGCGGGAAGCCGAAGCGUUGGCUAAGGCAGAGAAAGUCGAACGAUUAAAGGUGGCUGAGGACGGUCUUCGUCUCCGUCGGAAGAUGGAAGCCGAAAUCGAACGCGUGAAACGACUAUUCACCGAGGGAGAAUCGCUUCGGGAGAAGGAGGCCAGAGCUAACGCUGAAUUGAUCGCCGACCUUGAAGGCGGCAAAAAUGUCGAGGAUGAAAAGGAGGAAGUUCUCCAGUGGAAAGCUGAGUAUGGAGAUGCUGAGGAGGAGUUUGUGCGGAUCGGAACCGAGCUGCGAGAGGACCUGAGGCUUCCUCCGGCUUCUCCGGAUUCUGUUGAAGAUAAUUUCGGAAACAGGUCAAUCGAGGGGGUUGCCGCGGGAAUUGGUAUUACGGACCAGGCCGGCACGAAUCUGAGUUCCGAAGUCGCACAUGUUCCGGAGGGGCGGGAUGAGUAG
Arabidopsis lyrata subsp. lyrata is the source of this 1083-nucleotide messenger RNA. RefSeq lists its product as uncharacterized. The record is from RefSeq and is a predicted model, not a curated record. The transcript is spliced from 3 exons. Lineage: Eukaryota; Viridiplantae; Streptophyta; Magnoliopsida; Brassicales; Brassicaceae. The coding region runs from base 1 to 1083 and encodes 360 amino acids.